This is a messenger RNA of Gadus chalcogrammus (walleye pollock), 3001 nucleotides long. Its product is annotated as single-strand selective monofunctional uracil DNA glycosylase-like. The coding region runs from base 241 to 984 and encodes 247 amino acids. Gene Ontology annotation, molecular function: single-strand selective uracil DNA N-glycosylase activity; oxidized pyrimidine nucleobase lesion DNA N-glycosylase activity. Gene Ontology annotation, biological process: base-excision repair. NCBI's taxonomy places the organism in Eukaryota, Metazoa, Chordata, Actinopteri, Gadiformes, Gadidae. The record is from RefSeq and is a predicted model, not a curated record. The transcript has 7 exons.
CGUUUCUAAGGCUGCCCGAAGAAGAACACAAAGGAACACAACCAGAUCCUCUGCAAAUGGCUGAAAUCAGAGAAUAUAGUCCGACUGACAGGUGAAGAAUCAUUGUGCCUUGUCUUUUAAUGCAGGGUAAUUAUAACCGGACAUCUAACAAUGAACCACGGGGAAAAGCCCAGAAAUUAACCUCCCGGUCACGGGGAGGAAAACGAAAGCCUGUCUCAUAUUUGUAAACCCACCAAUAACAUGAGCGCUAGAGCCUUUCUGGAGGUUGAGCUGCGGCUGAACGCGGACCUCGACCGGCUGGGGUUCGGCCCCCCGGUACGGUACGUGUACCGCCCGCUGCAGUACGCCUGGGAGCCGCACCAAGCCUUCGUCCAGAAGUUCUGUCGGGGGGGCCAGAGUGUCCUGUUCCUGGGGAUGAACCCCGGACCUUUCGGCAUGGCGCAGACGGGGGUCCCGUUCGGGGAGGUCAACGUGGUGCGCGACUGGUUCGGGAUCACGGGCGAGGUGGGGCGUCCCGCGGAGGAGCACCCCAAGAGACUCAUCACAGGGUUGGCCAGCACCAAGAGCGAAGUGAGCGGGGCCCGCUUCUGGGGCCUCUUCCGGCAGCUCUGCGGGGAGCCGGAGCGGUUCUUCCGCCACUGCUUUGUGCACAACCUGUGCCCGCUCAUGUUCAUGGCUGAGAGCGGCAAGAACCUCACGCCCCCGGAGCUGGCGGUGAGGGAGCGCAACGACCUGCUGGCGCUGUGUGACGCGGCGCUGUGCCAGGCGGCCCGGGCGCUGGGGGUCACCAUGGUGAUCGGCGUGGGACGGGUGGCGGAGCACCGGGCGAGGAAAGCUCUGGCUGCCGCCGGUAUGGGCGACGUGAGGGUGGAGGGGAUCAUGCAUCCCUCCCCCAGGAACCCUCAAGCCAAUAAGGGCUGGGCAGAGGUCGCUAUGGUUACGCUGGAGGAACUCGGUGUCCUUGCUCUUUUGAGGAACGAGUGACCCCUGGGCCAAGUGUGCCUUCAGUGAGAGCCGCGUCGUCGGGGUGGAUGUUGAACUCAAAGCACUGGGACCAGUGAGAACCGCCUCGUCGUGGUGGAUGCUGAACUCCCUGCACUGGGACCAGUGAGAGCCGCGUCGUCGUGGUGGAUGUUGAACUCACUGCACUGGGACCAGUGAGAACUGCCUCGUCAUGGUGGAUGUUGAACUCACAGUACUGGGACCAGUUAGCUGUUUUAUUCCCCAAUAGUUGAGGGGGAAAAGCCUUCUGGAAAGCCUUCUUUUUAGCUUAAUCUAUCUUGAUUUCUGACACUAAUGGAAAGACAGUUAACGCUUUAUUAAUAUAUAUCAGGGGAGCAUUUUCAGAUAUUUAUUUGGAAUCGCAUCUGCACUGUAAAUCUUAUGCUCAGCUAGCAUAAACCUGCAGGGUUUUCCUUUGCAUUCAAAGGGAUUUAAAAGUCAUUGAAAGACUGCUUUCUUAAAUCAUGGGUUUAGGAACACUAAUCUUCCAAAGAGCUGUUUUUUUUUGCAAUCUGUGCAUCAUUUCGAUGCCUUGAAGAGAGGUAGUACCAACAUGUACCUUUUUAUGUUUUAUUCAUUUUAGGUGAAAAGGAACUGCCAUUAUUUACUGGGUUUGAUGCCCAGUAUCCCCCAGUAGGCAUCAUGAGGAGAUCCCAGUCGCUCUCUAGGACAUUGUCUCCUAAAUGACAAUAGUUCUGCUUUUACACUAACGGGAAAAACCACUCCAUUGGUUUUCUCAAAGACCAUAUUUAAUUCCUUUCCUCCUUGUGCUGAACACAAUACACUUUUCGUUUUCACAAUUUAAUACUAUUCAACGUAUUUAAAAACUUUGUCAAGAAAGUUAUCAUGUUUUGUUGCUUUCUUUAUUUUAAAUAAAAUAUUUUCAAAAUGAUUUGAAUACAGUUGACGAUCGAUUGCAAAACCCGCUACAGUGUAAAUCAGAUCUCAUGCACGAUUAAUAAUAUUAAUAAUUUACUUAAUGAGUCACUCUAAGGAUGAAGAGUUUAUCAUAAUUAAAGCAAGCCAUUAUUCAUCAUCAAAUGUUCCACCAAUGAUGAUGGGUAGGCCUAUCUCUGCAUUCUCUCAUGGCCAAUCACAGCCCAUUCUCUGGGUCCAAUCACAGCGCGUUCUCUGUGGCAAAUCACAGCGCAGUCUAUCUCAUUAGCUCCUAAUUAAGUUCAGGUUUGUCACUCAGCCCCUAUAUUAAGGCAAACACGUGGUGUUGUGUUUCUUUUGUUUUGUUGCCUUGGACGGUGGCAAACCAGCUGCAAGCUUGGGCUCUAGCUGGUAGAACGGCGUUCUUCUGACUCAACAAGCAGGAUCACGUGGUCACCAGCGGAGUCUUCAACAACUGACACCGCAUUAGCCCAAUAUCAAAUAAUGAAGGCGUUCCUCAUUGAUGGUACCGUCAGUAUCCUGAGCAUUUAUACCCCUGAUGAGCAAGACUUCAACUUCUCCUCAAACGAUUUUUCCAUCGACUGGUUGUCUUGAUGAGGAUGAUGAAUCCGGUUGACGCCCCUCCUGGGAGGAGCUGAAGGACGGGCGGCCAGCUUCAGCGGUCUUAAUGGAUGUGGAAGGGUAUAGGUUCAGGAUUGGUCUUGGGUCAAGUUUACCCUUGAAAGCGCCUAAUAGAAAUUGAUGCAUCAAUGCACAAUUUCCAACAGGUACCUGGCCGGUCGCAGCUUCACCAGGUGGGUGGGGGAACAUGGUCCAUGGAAAGAAAAGGGUGCAUUUCAUGUGUUGAACCUGAAGUCGUAGGUUUUGGACCUCCGCUGAGUCGGACCCGUGACAUGAAGUCUGCUAUGGUGCCGUCAACCUCGGACCUUUCAGAGUCGGCAUUCGCUGGUGGACACCAAGGCCCAGUCUGCAGAGGGUUGUGGAUCCUCCAGGGACGAGUUGCUGCUUCUUGUUUGCUGCGAGUGGAAAUAAACGUAUUGGAUGAUUACACAUGUGGAUACUUCAAUAGUAUCAGUGUUUUACGUAAAGAAAUAAAUGUUUG